Messenger RNA from Funneliformis mosseae, 333 nucleotides. Lineage: Eukaryota; Fungi; Glomeromycota; Glomeromycetes; Glomerales; Glomeraceae. The record is from the annotation of a GenBank genome assembly.
AUGAGCGUUAUACGAAAGCGCUACCUGAACAAUGAGUGCUUCGCUGAAGAAUCUUUAAGGGUAAAAGAGACCCUAGGGAGAGUACAACAAGGUCACGAGGAGUACACUUCUGAGACAUGUGAGCACUGCGGACAAAUCAAUGGCAAACUGGGUGGUUCUAAGACUUUUCGGUGCAAUUCGUGCGAAGAUGGAGAUGGAUCGAGACGCGAACGGGGCGAGGAACAUAAAAAAUCGGUUAAUAAAAUUAAUACAAACUCUCUUACUCAAAUUGUUAUCGGAGGGUCAGGUUUUGGCCUGACUUUGGGACUUGAACUUUUAUGGGAUACGAUAUGA